GUCGCGUUGACGCGUCUGCAGCGCAGCCUCAUUGUGAAUUCGAGAUGGCGUGCGUGGGCACGGUCUAUCUCUCAGUCUGACGACAGUGUAGAGCGCCGGAAGUGGGCCACGGGGUCUGUUGUUGAUGUUGUCGGGUUGAGCCGUGGGUGAGGCCUGGACCCUCCUCGGGCGCCGGGACCGCAGGGUCGGGAUUUCACCGAUUAAGAUCAGGAACUCCUUAAAAUCAAGGCAAGAUGGAAUCUGGGACUGUACAAAACAAGAAUCCGUCUGCUUCUGAGGAAUCUGCUGGUGUGUUGGGCCGCGAUGAACCAAAAAAGAUGACUCGAGAGGACUGGAGAAAAAAGAAAGAAUUAGAAGAGCAAAGAAAGCUUGGUAAUGCUCCAGCAGAAGUUGAUGAAGAAGGAAAAGACAUCAACCCACACAUUCCUCAGUAUAUAUCAUCAGUUCCAUGGUACAUUGAUCCUUCCAAAAGACCAACUCUCAAACAUCAAAGGCCGCAACUUGAGAAAGAAAAGAAAUUCAAUUUGAUUGGAGAGUGGUACAAGAAAGGUAUACAGGAGGGUCCCUUGGUUACCAAAUACCGGAGAGGUGCAUGUGAAAAUUGUGGAGCACUAACACAUGUGAAAAAAGAUUGCAUGGAAAGACCCAGAAAAGUAGGAGCAAAAUUUACAGGUAUCAACAUUGCUGCAGAUGAGCACAUACAGCCAACACUUUCAUUUGACUAUGAUGGAAAGCGUGAUCGUUGGAAUGGUUAUGAUUCAGAGGAACACAUGAGGAUUGUGGAGGAAUAUUCAAAAGUUGACUUGGCCAAGCGGACUCUUAAAGCUCAGAAACUGCAGGAAGAGCUAGCAUCUGGGAAGUUGGUGGACUAUGUGAAUUCUUCAAGAUCUCAGUGGGGAGAAGAGGACCAUAAUUCAGGAGAAAAGGACAACAGUGAAGAUGAGGAUGAAGAUAAGUAUGCUGAUGAUAUUGAUAUGCCUGGGCAAAACUUCGACUCCAAGAGAAGAAUUACAGUUAGAAAUCUCCGCAUUCGUGAGGACAUUGCAAAAUAUCUCAGAAACUUGGAUCCAAAUUCAGCAUACUAUGAUCCGAAAACAAGAGCCAUGAGGGAGAAUCCCUAUUCUAACACCGGCAGAAAUCCAGAUGAAGUUGGCUAUGCAGGAGAUAACUUUGUGCGUUACACAGGUGACACAGUCAGAAUGGCACAGACACAGUUGUUUGCCUGGGAGGCUUAUGAGAAAGGUUCAGAGGUUCACCUCCAAGCUGAUCCUACAAAGCUUGAAGUCCUUCAUCAGUCCUUCAAAGUUAAGAAAGAAGAGUUUGAGAAACAACAAAAAGGAAGCAUUUUGGAGAAGUAUGGAGGCCAGGAGCAUCUGAAUGUUCCGCCACGGGAGUUGCUGCUAGCUCAGACGGAGGAUUAUGUAGAGUAUUCAAGGCAUGGUGCUGUCUUAAAGGGUCAAGAGAAAGCAGUUAUAAAGUCCAAGUAUGAGGAGGAUGUCCUGAUUGGUAACCAUAAAUCUGUAUGGGGAUCCUACUGGAAAGAUGGGAAAUGGGGGUACAAAUGCUGCCAUUCAUUUAUCAAAACUUCCUACUGUACUGGCGAAGCAGGGAAGCAGAUUGCUGAGGAGGAUGACACCACAUGUCUACCUGAAAUUCCAGAUUCUAACCAGCAGGCAUGUGACAGCAUACCAAAAACUUUAGUUGAGAUACAUAAAGAAAAGCUUAAAGCAGACAAGAAGAAGAAAAAGAAACGCAAGAAAAGUCAUGGCUCAGACAGUGAAGAUGAAGAUGCAAAAAAGAAAGAAAAACUGAACAAGGCCCUGGUAGCUGAAGAAGCUCGUUUGAAGCAGGUUGAACACAUUUUGCAAAUGGAUGAACGUAAACGAGGUUAUAACAGCAUAUAUGAAACAAAAGAGCCCACAGAAGAAGAAAUGGAGGCAUACAGAAUGAAACGCCAGAGACCUGAAGAUCCUAUGGCUUCUUUCCUCGGGCAAUAAUAAACAUUUUUUUUCAAUCUCAAAUCAUUUCAAUGCCUUGAUUGUGUCUGCAAAAGAUUAAACUUGGAAUUCAAUACAAAAUUUAUUCAAUGACUUCCUUUGAAGGACUACAUAAUAUGUGUAAUAUUUGCUGCGUGGUGGAACUGCCAUUUUACAUUGUCUGGCUCUUGUGAAUUUUGUCAGGGUUAGAGAAAUAGAUUUAUAUUCUAUGAAGAUUUUCCUUAGUAGUGCAAGUCUGCAUUAUGUACUCCAAGUAAAUUGAAUUCAUUCAUAUGUGAAAUACACAUUUGUUAAGGUGAAAAUCUGCCAGUUCAUUUCUUGUUUUACCAUAAGUUCUCAACCAUGAAAUCGUAAACACAAUUUCCGCAGAGAAUGAAUGCAGUUUCUCUUUUCCCCUGUUGGCACUGUGGUCACAUCAUUUUACCAGUACCUCUUCAGUUUUAAUGUUUGAAUUCCAGCUUCAGUGAAUACAAAUUUAGGUUCCAUUGCUUCUUAUUGUAUAAGCAGUUGCUGCAAAAUAACAUGGCUCCAAGGAUGAUACUUCCCAUUUAUGAUGACCUAUUUAUUAAACAGCCCAUCCUCUCAUUCUUGAACUACGUUCCCAAAAUAUACUCCGUCACAUCAAACGACCAUCACUUUGUCAAUGCCACUCGUAUAUUGAUCACAAUUUUAAGGAAAUUGAAUACGUUUCUCAAAGGUAUUGCAUAUGUUUUCUAUAUUUGAGACCACAGCUGAAAAACUAUGUUCAAAAUUUUACAGAACUUAAAUUGUAAGACCUGCCUAUUAGUUCUUCAGUGUAACAGAAGUUCAGGUUGUACUUUACUGUCAUUCACCCAUAUGCUAUAAAAACACAUGGAGGAACAAAAUGUCAUUUCCCCCAGACUCUCACAACAGAGGACAUACAAUAAAUGCAGACAAGCUGUUUCUGAGUUUGCUCUUGGACAGGUUCUUCAUUGUCAACUUAAGCCACUCUUGGAUCUUAAUUAACAUUAUAAAUGGGCACUCCAGAAAAAGAAAGUGCUGCACAAUAAAAUAACUAUCAACCAAAGUGGUGAGAAUCAUAGUCAGUUGGCCUGCUAAGUAGUUAAUUGUACAAUUGAAGGAGAUCUUGUGUGUUCCAAUUGUUAUUAAUGCAGUGAUUUUUUUUCCAUGUCUGUGAAUCUACAGCCCCACCCUCCAGUAUACAUUUCAUCUGACAUCCAAAUAUGCCCAGUGCAAUAGGAAACUGGUUAAAGAUCAGGAGCAGAUGAGCUUGCUGGUUGUAUUGAUUUGAUGCCAUGACCUUGCAAUUAAUUACAUGGUGUGCCCACUGACAGUAUAUUGUGACAUUUUGUAUAUUAUAAAAAUGUGCUAAUUUGUUACUUUUUGCUGUUUAAAUCAAUGUCUUUAAUACAAAUAUUUUAGUGCA
Molecule: messenger RNA, 3405 nt
Organism: Pristis pectinata (smalltooth sawfish)
Lineage: Eukaryota; Metazoa; Chordata; Chondrichthyes; Rhinopristiformes; Pristidae
Gene: slu7
Product: SLU7 homolog, splicing factor
Exons: 16
Coding region: 234-1997 (587 amino acids)
Biological process (GO): mRNA splicing, via spliceosome
Cellular component (GO): spliceosomal complex
Molecular function (GO): pre-mRNA 3'-splice site binding
Source: RefSeq, a predicted model, not a curated record